This is a messenger RNA of Pipistrellus nathusii (Nathusius's pipistrelle), 2190 nucleotides long. The record is from the annotation of a GenBank genome assembly. Lineage: Eukaryota; Metazoa; Chordata; Mammalia; Chiroptera; Vespertilionidae.
AUGCUCUUCAAUUCGGUGCUCCGGCAGCCCCAGGUUGGCCUCCCGAGAAAUGGGUGGUCUUCACAGUACCCUCUCCAGUCCCUUCUAACUGGUUAUCAAUGCAACUCUAAUGAUGAGCACACUUCUUAUGGAGAAUCAGGAGUCCCAGUUCCUCCUUUUGGAUGCACUUUCUCUUCUGUUCCAGAUAUGAAGCACAUACUAGCAGUUGCCAAUGAAGAAGGCUUCGUUAGAUUAUAUAACACAGAAUCACAAACAUAUAGAAAAACGUGUGUUAAAGAAUGGAUGGCUCACUGGAAUGCUGUCUUUGACCUGGCCUGGGUCCCAGGUGAAUUUAAACUUGUUACAGCAGCUGGUGAUCAAUUGGCCAAAUUUUGGGAUGUAAAAGCUGGUGAGCUGCUUGGAACAUGCAAAGGUCAUCAGUGCAGUCUCAAGUCAGUUGCCUUUUCUAAGUAUGAGAAAGCUGUUUUCUGUACAGGUGGAAGAGAUGGCAACAUUAUGGUCUGGGACACCAGAUGUAACAAAAAAGAUGGAUUUUAUAGGCAAGUGAAUCAAAUCAGUGGUGCUCACAAUACCUUAGACAAGCAAACCCCUUCCAAACCUAAGAAGAAACAGAAUUCAAAAGGACUUGCUCCUUCUGUGGAUUCCCAGCAGAGUGUUACUGUUGUCCUCUUUCAAGAUGAGAAUACAUUAGUCUCAGCAGGAGCUGUGGAUGGGAUAAUUAAAAUAUGGGAUUUGCGUAAGAAUUACACUGCUUAUCGACAAGAACCUAUAGCAUCGAAGUAUUUCCUGUACCCAGGUAGCAGCACUCGAAAAUUAGGAUACUCAAGUCUGGUUUUGGAUUCCACUGGCUCUACUUUAUUUGCUAACUGCACAGAUGACAACAUCUACAUGUUUAAUAUGACUGGAUUAAAGACUUCUCCUGUGGCUGUCUUCAAUGGACAUCAGAACUCUACUUUUUAUAUUAAAUCCAGUCUUAGUCCAGAUGACCAGUUUUUAAUCAGUGGCUCGAGUGAUGAAGCUGCCUAUAUCUGGAAGGUGUCCACACCCUGGCAUCCUCCAACUGUGCUCCUGGGUCAUUCUCAGGAGGUCACAUCUGUGUGCUGGUGUCCAUCAGAUUUCACAAAGAUUGCUACCUGCUCUGAUGACAAUACAUUGAAAAUCUGGCGCUUGAAUAGAGGUUUAGAGGAGAAAUCAGGUGAUAAACUCUCCACAGUGGGUUGGGCCUCUCAGAAGAAAAAAGAGCCUAGAGCUGAUCCAGUACCAGUGACAAGUAACCAGAGUACUCCUGCCAAAACCCCCAGAGUAAAGAGCAGUCCAUCUAGUUCCUCCCCUUCCUCAGCAUCUUGUGCUCCAAGCUACGCUGGAGACCUCCCUCUUCCUUCAAAUACUCCCACAUUUUCUUUUAAAAACUCUCCUGGCAAGACCCGGUCUCCAAUUAGCAGAAGAGGCUCCGUCUCCUCGAUCUCUCCCAAGCCGCCUUCAUCUUUCAAGAUGUCCAUUAGAAAUUGGGUGACCCAAACACCUUCCUCAUCACCCCCCCUCACUCCACCUGCUUCUGAGACAAAGAUCACAUCUCCAAGAAAAGCCCUCAUUCCUGUGAGCCUGAAAUCAUCCCAAGCAGUGGCUUGCUCUGAGUCUAGAAAUAGGGUAAAGAGGAGGCUAGACUCAAGUUGUCUGGAGAAUGUGAAACAAAAGUGUGUGAAGAGUUGCAGCUGUGUGACUGAGCUUGAUGACCCAGUUGAAAAGCUCCAUUUGGAUCUGUGCUGCCUUACUGGUAACCAGGAAGACCUUGGUAAAGACUCGCUAGGCCCUACCAAAUCAAGCAAGAUUGAAGGAGCCAGUAUGAGUGUCUCAGAGCCUCCUUCUCCUGCCAGUCCUUAUGCUUCAGAAGGCUGUGGGACACUGCCUCUUCCUUUGGGAUCUUGUGGAGAAGGGUCUGAAUUGGUGGGCAAAGAGAAUAGCUCCCCAGAGAAUAAAAACUGGUUAUUGGCCAUGGCAGCCAAACGGAAGGCUGAAAAUUCGUCACCAAGAAGUCCAUCAUCCCAGACUUCCAAUUCCCGGAGACAGAGCGGAAAGACUUCUCCAGGCCCGGUCACUAUUACUCCCAACUCCAUGAGGAAAAUUUGUACAUACUUCCAUAGAAAGUCCCAAGAUGACUACUGUAGUCCUGAACGGUCAACAGAAUUAUAG